AGUCAUUAACGUUAACAGAGAGGACAUUCCCUGAAGGGAUGCGAAAAUAUGUACAUUAUUACACAGAAUUAUUACGCCCACAGAAGAUACUGGACACUUGCCACGCUGGGCUCAGCAACUCCUGGAGGCUCACACCGGGGGCCCUCUACCAAGUGCAGGAACCAUGUUAAUCUGUUCCCGCCAGAGCUUGGCACUUAGAGAUUAAAAGCCAUAUAUCUUUUGCAUAGGAUCCAAGUUUGAUUCCCAGCGUCCUCGUCAGUGUGCCCACAGCGCCCAUUACUCCAGUUUCAAGAAAUCUCACUCUUCUGGCUUCCCCGAGCACAAUAAACUAUCUUAGAAAAAAAAGUGAAUUAAGAUGACUGUCAAUGUCUAACGCAUAAACUUGUCAUGAGUACUUUGGGAUAGUGGUCGGGCUGGGUGCCAACUUGGAAGGUGUGGGAAGAGACUUCUUCACGCAGGAUGCUUCUGUCUCUUUGAUCUGGGAGGGCCGGACGUUGUGGGAGGUCUGUCCAUAACCAGUCACUUCUCUGGGUUGCCCUGCCGCGGGUCUCUUAGGCCUAAUGAGCUUUCCCAUCGGGACCCCAGACGCCAGUUCGCCCCUUGGAAGCUCUGAAGUGCGUGCUGGUGAUGAUGCAAGCAGUGGGUACUGGGACAAGAAUCCCAUCCCCCGGCCUCUGAGCAUGCUCAUUGCGGGGCGGCGGCGGGCUCGGACUCUAGACCUACUCAGUGGGGCGCUGGUCUACUCUUUGGACGUGCUUAGUAGAAAGGGUGAACUGGUCUGGUCGGGUGGCUUCUGCGCAUGAUCAGUGUGGAGCUGGCCCGGAUCCAGUAGGGUAGCCUCUGGGCAUGCUCAGCACAGCGGGGCCGGAUCCAGAGGAGUAGCUGUUGCGCAUGCUCAGAGUGGUGCUCGCCCGGCGGAGCGCACAGGGGGCGGGCAGAGGCGGGGCCGCGGCGCCCUUAUCCCGGGCGCGGGCGGCCGGGGUUCAGAGUGCGGGCCGCGGAGCGGGCAGCGCGGUCUCGGCAUGGGUCCGCGCGCUGGACCUGCGCGGGCGAUGCCGCCCGGUCCUCCCUGACGCCUGACGCUAAGUGUCGCCGCCCUGAUGGCCGCCGAGCCCCCAGCGCUGCGCCUGCGGCCGCCGGGAAGCACCGGAGACAGCCCGCCGGUGCCGCGCCUGCUCGGAGGCUGCGUGCCGCUGUCGCAUCAGGUGGCUGGCCACAUGUAUGGCAAGGACAAAGUGGGCAUACUCCAACACCCAGAUGGUACAGUUCUGAAACAGCUACAGCCGCCGCCACGGGGCCCCAGAGAGCUGGAAUUUUACACCAUGGUUUCCGCUGCUGACUGUGCCGACACUGUUCUCCUGGAGCUGCGAAAACACCUGCCCAAGUACUACGGCGUCUGGUCCCCUCCCACCGCACCAAACGCAGAUGUGUACCUAAAACUGGAAGACGUGACUCAUAAGUUUAACAAGCCCUGUAUAAUGGACGUGAAGAUUGGGCGCAAGAGCUACGACCCCUUUGCCUCAUCAGAGAAGAUUCAGCAGCAGGUCAGCAAGUACCCUCUGAUGGAGGAGAUCGGGUUCCUGGUGCUCGGCAUGAGGGUUUAUCAUCUUCACUCUGACAGCUACGAGACACAAAACCAGCACUACGGAAGAGGCCUGACGAAAGAGACUCUGAAGGAAGGCCUCUCCAAGUUUUUCCACAAUGGCUUCUGUUUAAGAAAAGAUGCGAUUGCAGCCAGUAUUCAGAAGGUCGAGAAGAUUCUCCAGUGGUUUGAAAAUCAGAAGCAGCUAAACUUUUAUGCAAGUUCUUUACUGUUUGUUUAUGAAGGUUCAUCUCAGCCAGCUACUACAAAAGCAAACGAUAGAACUUUGGCGGGGAGGUUUCUCUCCAAAGGACCCCUGUCGGAUGCGGCUGUCCUGGAGUGCAAUAACAACUUCCACCUGUUCAGCGCCCCGGCCAACGGGACAUCAGUAGGCAAAAGCUUAUCUAAGGCGUACUCGAGACACAGAAAGCUGUAUACAAAAAAGCACCAGAGCCAGACUUCCCUGAAAGUUGAAACUCUGGAGCAAGACAACGGGUGGAAAAGUAUGUCCCAGGAACACUUAAACGGAAACGUGCUUUCCCAACUGGAAAAGGUGUUCUACCACCUUCCCGCGGGUCGUCAGGAGAUCGCGGAAGUGGAAGUGCGGAUGAUAGACUUUGCUCAUGUGUUCCCUAGCAACACAGUAGAUGAGGGGUAUGUUUACGGUCUGAAGCAUCUAAUUGCCGUGCUUCGGAGUAUUUUAGACAGUUGAGUCUUUGCUGCAGUCUGUGAAGGAGCGGGCCAAUCACCAUGGAGAUCUGCAGGCGUUAGCCGUGCACCUGUACUGCUCUGUAAAAAUUUGUAUUGUGAGUCAGCGUUUUAUUUGUCUUUAUACUUUUGGUAGAUGGUUAACUUUUUUAUAUUCUUACUCAGGAAUACUAAUUUGUUCAUUAGAAAACUAUGAAGAAUAAAGAAACAGGAAUGUCGAGCAGGGAAUGUGUGGGACACGGAGCUAACAGCUGUAAAACUUGCAAAUCAUUACGCAGUGCAGUCAUUUCGAGGUCACAUAGCUUUCUGUAGCCAGUCACCAUGAAAUCUCUAUCCACCCAACCUUGCCGGUGAGCCGACUCUAAACUAUGACUUUAUCAGACCACCCUAAGAUCAGAAAGCGUCCCUAACACUGGAGAACAUUUUUACACAGAAAGGAGGCUCUGUGGUUCUAUGUUAAAGGCAGAGUGCAGCGCAGUGUAUGAAAGAAAGGUGCUUAAACGGUGCGCUCCACCAGCAGGGCGCCCUCCCGUCCCUUCUGUGCUCAGCGCUGAGCAUCAUGGGAAGGGGAGUGGGUCAGAUGGCGGGCAGCAGCAAAGGUCUUGGGAUUAAAGGCACAAAUUUUCCUCCCUAGAGUCAAGAGAAGAGAGAUUAUUUGUAAAGAACACAUUACCUUUAGUUUUUUUGUUUUUUGUUUUAGAAUUUCAUUUGUGGAAAAGUCUUCAUUUACUAUGUUGAGAGAGCUGUCAUGAAGCGCAAUGUUCUUUAGUACCAGUCUGAGGCUUCGGAGAGGUGAAUGGUGGAAACUUUGUUUUAUUUCUUCUUUAAUUUUUGAGAGUCUUUUUCCACUUAAAAACAAUCCAUUUUUUAAAAAUGUAUCCCCAUUUACUUUAUAAGCCCCAGCAUUAAACAUUUGUCAGAAUUUGGUUAAGCAUCAACGGAACGCUGUGCCUGGUGCGCUGGAGGAAUCCUUGAAAACAAUAGAUUUAUUAUAAAUGUCAUGUUUAUUUUACCACUAACACCUUUUUUUUUUUUCAAAGAAACUGUUUAUCGUUAAAGUAUUUUCAAACCUGAAAUUAAAUUCGCAAAUCCUUUUGCUGUCAUGCUACGCUUGCUUGCACUUUGACCCGCUGAUGUGAUAAAGUAACUGAACAGCUUGCCCUUUCUGUGUGAUAGCUUUGAGUCACGACUUUUUUUCUUUUCUUUUCUUUUUUUUCCUUUUUACCUCUUUUUCCUUGAGAAUUACAAACCAAACUUCUAAAUCCGAGAACCAUUUUUUUUCUGUAAGGUGGAGGGACUUUUUCAGUCCAAACGGAGUUUGCAAAUGCCCACGCUCAAACGUGAGCCCUGAAGGGAAUUCUGGGUCAUUAACCAGAGCGGGUCUGGCUAACGUGCCUUUUGGGGGUUUUCUCUGGGAGUCUGCGGGUGUUCUCGACAAGAACUACACAUUCUCUGCCCCGGGUGUAGACUGACUAUAGCUAUUUUUCUUUCUCCCAUUUUGUGGGAGUGAUUUUCAAGUGAUAAUUACUAGAAAAGUUUUGAGUUUUACGGUUUUUCUUACAACAUUGUCUUGUUAUCUGGGUGUGAUUCAGGAACUCUGGAGCUCAUGUGGCGAACAUUAUUUUGAAUCGUAAGAGGCAGUUUGAGAGGGUAUCAGCCUAUACAUACAAGGAAUUAGGAAGUUUUGGGCGCACUUCAGCUCAGUAAAAUCUUUGAUCUACAGCUGUUUCAAACAUUUCGGAAGCCAGCAUCCUGCCUUUCCGGCAACUAGGGCUUUGUCUGAAUAAAACAGGAAGUGAUUCUUAUCCCUGCUUCUCAGGGAAAGGAUUAGCAUUCAGUUCUCGUUUACAUUUUACCAACUGCUGCCCACUUUUGUGUUACUUUUUGCUCCUUGAUGCCAUGAUCAAGAUGUUUAUGAUGUUAGCAACCUUAAUCAUAACCAUAAAUGUGGCGGGCGGUUCCCGAUCUGUCCUGUCUUUAAAAAUGAUUCUGAGAUUUGCCACUUUGGGGAAGAGGCAUCUAUCACUAUCUAUCACUAGCCACGCAUAUGUGAACACACAGAUAUUUAAGAAAUAAGCAAAUGAGGAGGCGGUUUGACCCGGUGGUAAUGUUAGCCGUCCCCUCCCCACCCCCAACAUAAUUUUAGUGUGUUCUUUAUGGGAUGCACUCAUGGGAAGGACUUGUGAGUGUGAAUACAUUUCUCAAAUAAAAGUUUAAAUUGUAAAAUAGUUUUAUAAUAAAGUAUUUACAUUAAUUAUUUUAAUAUGGAUGAAAGUUGCAUAAAUUAUAAUUGUUGUUAAAUAUUUAAAUAGUCUUUCAAGAGAGUUUUGAAAACUGUAUGUAAGUGGCGUUGGUGGCCGUGUUAAAUUAGAAUGGGAUGCUUUGUUUGUUUUGCGUGUUUGGAGGGGACCUGGACACUCUGCCUUGUCCACACUACAUACAGAUUGCUCCUGUGGCCCUGCAGGCUGCUUGGCUGAGUGAGGACCGAUUCCUGAAUGCCGAUGUCCUGUGAUGUGCUUGUCCGUGAUCUGCACAGCAUUGCCCAUGCUGUCAGGCCCAUGAACUAUCAAAUUUAUAACAUGUGGGGGAAAAUGAAUUUUCAUAAUUACUUCCGUUGCGGUCUUUUUGUUGAUGUUAGGACUUGGAAUGUGUAGGCGGGAGGAAGGGCUGAACUGUGAACUGACCGGCUCUGACUGUUAAUACCACUCCCAUUGAGGUCUGAUGUCCAGACUUGAUUGGUUGAAACAACCGUUUACACAGCUGUCCCUUUCUUCCAGACUCUUGACCGUGGUUUUUGUGUGUCCGCCGCUUCCGUUGCCCUUUGUCCCCUAAAAUGGUUCAAUUACCCAGAAACAUCAAGUCCCUUUUAAGAAUGGUCUGUCUGGUUACUCUCAGGGUGGUGUCUGGGGACCUGACCCCUCUCCAAGCAUUUUCAACCACUCUCCCUGACAGGUACACUUGUGAACCAGCCAGGACUGACCAUUUCCGGCAUCCUGUCUAGGUGGAGAGAUCCUAGGGACAUCUUUAAAACAGAGAUACACAGACACCUGUAUUUAAAGCUGUUAAAGACAGUGUUUGGGUGAAGAUUGAGGGCUAAGUAGUGAGCUACAACCGAGGCAGACGAUUUGGGGGCUGAGAUCAAGGGACCGUGAGCCAAGAUUAGAAGCUCAGGACGGUAGCCUCCAGUUAACUCUCCUGCUGGGUGGUAGUUACAGACAGCAUAAAACAGCCUUGAGAAGAAUGCCCUUAGGACAUGCUCAUAAAGGUACACUCAGCCUUUAGAAUAGUAAAUAGCACAGUGUGACUACAGUUGCUCCUCAGUGGUGCAAACCUUUUAGACCUGAGUUUUCAGAUCACUGGGGUUUCAUAUUUGUCAGCGGACAUGAAGGUAUUUCUUGACUUCAGAGCAACUCUGUCACCACAUCCAAUACUGAUAUCUUGAGAAGGGAUUCAGCAUCUUUGCUGUCAGUAUUGUGUCUUCCUGCUUACUUCGAUAGCUUCUAUCAAAAGCCACCAUGAUUCUUGCCAGUAAAUCAGACAGUCAAAAAAAAAAAAAAAAAAAAGCAAAAAUGUGUGAUGUGGUUAAACUUUGGCCUGUGGUCUACUUAAAAGAUUAAAAGUUUAGUUAUUAAAGGUAAGGUUUCUGGACUCCUGUAGAUAGGGAAAAGGCACACACAGACACUUGGCUGUGAGAUCUGUGGUGGAAGAUGAGAAAUUGCACCCAAGUUGUAUUAGCAGUGACAUCCAGGCAGCAGUGCCAGCGCCCCCCCCACCCCCACCCCUUAUUUGAUGAAUGAAUGUAUUGCUGUACUUUGGUGUAAAUGUCUCUACCUUUCUUUUUUUUUUUUUUUUUUUUUCAGUGUUUGUAAUUUGUACUAUUGAUGGGAUAUUCUUGGAGUGAAAGGCUCAUCACUGUGUUUCUAGAACCAUCUAAUGUGAUAUACCAAUUUUUAUAAGCGAUAUUUAGAUAAUUCUAAUAACUGUACAUCCAACAACUUAUUAAAAUGUUUUGCAUUGGA
Molecule: messenger RNA, 6309 nt
Organism: Arvicanthis niloticus (Nile rat)
Lineage: Eukaryota; Metazoa; Chordata; Mammalia; Rodentia; Muridae
Gene: Ipmk
Product: inositol polyphosphate multikinase
Biological process (GO): inositol phosphate biosynthetic process
Cellular component (GO): cytoplasm; nucleus
Molecular function (GO): inositol-1,4,5-trisphosphate 3-kinase activity; inositol tetrakisphosphate kinase activity
Source: RefSeq, a predicted model, not a curated record